Messenger RNA from Trypanosoma theileri, 1218 nucleotides. RefSeq lists its product as uncharacterized. The coding region runs from base 1 to 1218 and encodes 405 amino acids. The record is from RefSeq and is a predicted model, not a curated record. The transcript has a single exon. NCBI's taxonomy places the organism in Eukaryota, Euglenozoa, Kinetoplastea, Trypanosomatida, Trypanosomatidae.
AUGUCCACCCGAAAAGGUAAUGUGCAUGUGACAGACGCGUCCUGUCAGGUUUCGUCACCACCAGUGAUAAAUGAUGCUCCCACAAGCAGUUUGAUAAAAACAAGCCAAAAGGAGACUUCGACAGCAACAGUAAGAACGUCAUCUAGCAAGAGGAUUCCUUCAAACUCACCGAAUGUUCCAACUCCGGUUUUGGAUCGAACGGGAAGUGUAAAUAAUCAUUCGCACAGCCCCCCUUUCCGGGAUCUAUCCUAUACGCAGUUUUCUUGUUCACAGAGUCAACAUACUCAGCAGGGACAUCCUCACACUGAACUUGUGUCGCUGAAUAACUUUGAACAAGUACCAAGAAUCAAAGAUGUGUUCAACAGUCCCAGAAGCUUAAAGGCAUGUCAGAUUGAAGGCGUAAAUCCUACUGAACUGUUACCGCGUGAAACAAACGAUUUCAUGGGACCAGGUGUGCCAGAAAACAUUGCACGGAUACGGCAGAUGGCCUACGAGAAUCGACGGAAAGUUACAUUGGAACGUGCUCGACGGACACGCGAAAAAAUUGUCACCGAAGAACAGGAAAAUGAAGUGAAGACAGAUGGGAAUACAAAAAGCGAAGAUGCAAAGGGAGAUCAGGGAGAGAAAGAGGAACAAAAACAAAUGAACGCGGCUAACUCUCCUCGCACCACACCCGCACGCAAUUCAACUACAUACGGACGAGGCUCUCGCAGCAGCAGCCUCCCAUGGAGGACCAGUCCAUCGCGAAGCCGUCACACUUCCAUCGGCAGGUUCACGAGAGACAAGUCAUACGGCCGAAGUACAUCCGUCGGGGCUAUGAUGAUCUACAGUCGCCUCAUCAGCAGCAAUCGUGAACCCACAGAGACGGAGAUUCGCAUGCUGGAGCGCAUUGAUGAGCGUGAGUUCCGGACCUCGGAGGCGAGACGGCGUAUGGUACAUGAUGAUAGAGAACGGGAGCAAAAAAUUAUUAAGCAAGAGCUUAAAAAAUCGUUGCAGGCUGUGCAUCAUCUUGUGGAAAAGGAAAGCAAAAGAAACAAGGAUAUAUAUCUUCGUCGACUACAAUGGGAAGAGCGACUCAGCGCAGCCCGGGAACGACAGAAACGCGACGAAAUUGAACGACGAAUGAAAGUUGAAGCACGUGUAACACACACAAACCUAUCUCAAGCAGACGAUCGGUUUCGUCAGUUUCUUGCAAGGCGAUGUGAAUCUGUACCGUAA